UAGCAGGAUUUACGGUCUGGACAUCGCACUAGGAGAAGGCCCUUACUACCCCCAAGCAUGAUAUAUGCCGAUAUCCCCGAAUUCAGCAACCCCUACCUCUCUACAUCUAUGGGAGCGUCAUAAGCUAUUCUAUACGUUUCGUACCUUUCUGGUGGAUGUAUUUAUAUAGCUUUGUUUGCUUCCUCCCCUAUUGCUCCACCAUUCGGUCUACGUGGGCAACCAACACUGUUGUUUUGACCUAAAUUUUCACUUUCAGAAAUCUUUUGCUAUCUAUAUUUACACACACUCGUUUUUUGAAAUUAAAAUUGAACACGAACCUCCUUUCCACAAAUUUCGCUGCUUAUCCACAGGAGCAUUCAAAUUUGAAGGAAUGGAAUGUUGAGAAAAGGCGAAAAUUGUUUUGGUGUAUCUCACAUUCCUUCCCCAAGCUUCGCUCGUUUAUUUGUCAAUCGCUUGGAGGCACUUUGUAGCCUGAGUAAUAUUUCGUCGAGGGUUUGCGGGACAUCCUUGAAUCAUAUUUUCGAACCGGACAACAUUCACAGCUUCGUUACGGUUUGAAAAAUAUAGCUGCUUCGAGAUUGCGGGACACUCUCGCUGGGAAAUAAAAUGCAACAGUUCGGUUUCGCCACUGGGGAUACCUCAUCCCGAGAAGGGCAUAAAAGUUUCGUUUUCGUUGAUGAACAUAAUAGGCAUAAACGUCUUAAGGUGACAAGAGCCUGCAGUGGUUGUCGUAAACGAAAAAUCAAGUGUGAUUCGGCAACAAGCAAUAUAUGGCCCUGUGCUGCAUGUACUAGAUUGAAGCUCGUCUGCAUUCCGCCAAAUUGGAAUGCUCAGCAUGAAAAUUCUUUACAUGGACAGGACUUUGAUCCGCUGCGAUCAUUAAUUCAACCGAGCAAUUUUGACAACUUACCGCAGCCGACUUCCACCACCCAAAAUAUCUACAAUUUAGGCCAAUUCCAGUUCGAAUUCUGUUGUCAGAAUUUGGAUGAAGUGCAGUCCGUUAGCAACAGCACCACUCGGAUAGCACAACCGCAGCCACAGCCGUACUUGGGCCAUUCCGAGAAUCAAAUUCAAUUUCUAACAGACGAUGGCUCGGCUAAAAACAGCCCAUUGCAGCAACCGUUCAGUUACACCCAACCAUCUACUUACACUAAUGACUACCCUCCACUUAAUACUGAGAUUGUUCAACCUGCUACUACUUCUGUUACUGCUACCAUAUCUACCCCAUCACCGUCCGUUUGCUCCGUAUACUCGAGCCCUAUAUCCUCACGGAAAUUUGAACCUCCACCAUUGAAGAAGUGCGAAGAGCUUACAGUUAAAUGUUUGCCGAGUAUAUUUGGGCCGUUGAAAAUAGACGAGAAUGGAAUUGCACCGUAUAUCAGCCAACAAACAAGAGUUGAGAGCCUACCUACGCCUACAUCUCCAUGCAAAGAAGACGAUGCUUUUCUGUCAACUUAUGCUGAGCCAAGUGGCUCCAUUGCUAUACCACCGGAGCUGAUGCCCUGUGAAGAGGAAGCCAAUAGCUAUUUUGAGCUAUUUUUUGAUAAAAUCCAUCCUUAUAUUCCUGUGAUUCACCGGAGUGAUUUCUAUCGGCAAUGGCGAUCCGAUAAGACCGCUAUAUCCCCAUUGCUUCUUGAGGCAAUAUUUGCCUGUGCCGCAAUGGUAUCCGAAAAUCACACAAAGGGCGUUCGGUGGCUCAAUUUGGCAAACAAACAUAAGCCGGCCUUUUUGGAGGCGCCUCGGCUUAGCACAAUUCAGGCGCUUCUGCUGCUUCUAAAAGCCCGUGAAUUUGCACCCAAAAACGGAUUUUAUUACCGAUCAUGGCAAUUAGUGAAAACAAUGGUCUCAAUGGCUAAGGACCUUGGGCUUCAUGAGCAUUAUAGUAAUCACACUGGCGACAAAUCCUGUGGUAUCAAUUCAGCGGAAUGCCUUAUCAAGACAAGAGUUUGGCAGACGCUGCUCAUUGCGGAAGUUUUGAUUGGUGCACCCCAGGGAUUGAACGAUUUCGGUGUAGACACCGAAACAGUGGAAACCCGCACCGCCUGGAAUGUUUCCGGCUUGGAUGCUUACGAAACGGAAAGGUCGCGACUAUAUGCUUAUUUUGUACGAGUUGCAUUGAGCAUAAGGUGUUUCAUUGAUACCUAUAAACAAACGAGCAAGCAAGAUGAUCGGAUUACAGAUCCUCGCUUCACCGUAAACAAUGGUUUGCUUGAUGACUGGGCUACCGACUUGCCUGAAGAUCUGCAGAUUGUUUUCCCGUCAGGCAGUACUUCCCCUUGGCUUUCAUCCCAUUACAUGGGCAACUUGAACCUACACUUUCAUCUUUCGGUUAUAUUACAGUACCGUCCGCAACUUGCAGCAUCGGUGCGCGAUACGUCUAACAUGUGGAAAGCGCACAUGUCUAGGUGCUAUUCUUCAGCGAAAGCUAUUUACCAUAUCCAAGACGCAAUUAUAUCGUCCUGUGGGCUGAGCGGCCUGGGAUACAUGCAAAGAGGUAUCCAUUUAACAGUGUACUGCAUUUUGACAUGCCUCACGGUACACUUGACAGCUCUCGCCUCUUCGGAUGUAGACUUUGCUUCCGAGGCAAGUUUGUAUUUCUCGCGCCAUAUGCGUCUCCUUGAGCGGUGUAGCCAGAAGUGGUCUCUGCCAGAUAUCCACGCGCAACUUGACUCUAUCAGAGCUACGCUAUCUGCGGAUCCAACCAAGCCAUUUGAGCUUGCAUCGUCGUUCGUGCUUCCAGCGGCCACCAAGCAACCGGAUCCAACGCAAAAGGCCGAGUCUUUACAUAGGGAUGGAGGGGGAAUCGCCCAUAGGCAAGAUAGAAAACACACGGGGAAUGUUACUCUUGCGAUGCCUUCCCCGAUCCAAGUCCCGGACAAAAUAGAACAGGUACCGACUACGCCACCUCCAAUGAUGUUUGAAGUGUUGUCGAGUGACACGGCCAUGGAUUCGUCGCUCAACGUUUACAUGGACGGUAUCGGUAGCUGGGACCCAACCCGUCUUGUCACGCAAUGGGACUUAGAACUUUCUCCUAACGAAAGUUUGAGCCCAACAUCAUCUCUGGCAUCAAUAGUAAUACCUAAUCGCCACAAUAUUGACUACUGCUUCCCUACCCAGUUUGUUUCGUCCUCCCCUGCUUCUCCUUUUCAAAAGGAGUUACCAUAUUACACAUAUGAUUUCGACCACCCUUUUAUGUCCAUGUCUGCUCAAGAGUGGAACAAGGAAUUUGCUCAUGUUUACACUCCGCAGGGACUAAAACGAAAAUGGGAGGGAACAGAUACUUUUUUGGAAGAGUCAUACGCGGCAAGAAACAUGUGAAGUGGAUGCGCAGGUCGCCCUUCUCUCACCUGUCACUUGAUGAAUGACUUCGUUACAUUUAUAUGGAUUAAUGAUGGGUGAAUAUCCAUAUCCAGGAUUAAUGUGUUAUGGGUAAACUCUAAUUUCCUAUCUCUAUUCAUUUUCCUUGAUUGUUUUCCCUAGUUUUCGGUGUUGAGCAUCCUAGUUUAUAGCUGUACUCUGUUCGGUGCAGCCUCUUUUCAUCUCCUUGACCAAAUUUUCUGGUUUUGAGGUAUGAAUUAGAAUCUAAGAAGCCAUUGUUGGGUGGCAUCCGCUAUAUCCAAACGUGUACAAUAAUAGUCGACGUCUGAGAUUUGGGGUACGGGAUACCAUUGGCUUAGCUGGUCUAGCAUAUACCAUCGUAAAGGAAUAGU
Coccidioides posadasii C735 delta SOWgp is the source of this 3710-nucleotide messenger RNA. RefSeq lists its product as uncharacterized. Gene Ontology annotation, biological process: regulation of DNA-templated transcription; DNA-templated transcription. The record is from RefSeq and is a predicted model, not a curated record. Gene Ontology annotation, molecular function: zinc ion binding; DNA binding; DNA-binding transcription factor activity, RNA polymerase II-specific. Lineage: Eukaryota; Fungi; Ascomycota; Eurotiomycetes; Onygenales; Onygenaceae.